GUGCGGCGAUCUUCACGGCUGCAGCAUCCGCGGCAUCACCCCUCGCGCCAAUUCGAGUCGAAAGUGUCCCCCCACGUGACGGCAACGAUUCUUCAGCCGCAUCUGCCGCAUCUGCUGCUCAUGCGACGCCUCUCGGCUUGUGGAAAGGGAAGACUAUCAUGAAAUACGCGGCCAAGCUGUUUCCCACAAAGUACAACGGGAAAUUAGUCGGAGACAAAGGGGCAUCGGGGUCAGUCGUUUUGAAAGCCCUCCGAUACUCUUCAGGGGCGUAUGCUAACAUCUGGGAAAUUCACGUCCUUAACAUACCAUCUGGCGGGAAGGCCCCUUACGCAAAAUUUGGAAAAUCCUGUACUCCCGCCGACGACGACGUGGGUUUGCCGACAUCUUGGGUGAACGUCACGAAGAAUGGCAAGAUGGCUCGCCGCAACCAUUACAGCUUCGCGAUCAAACUGGUUUUCGGGGCACAUACUUUGGCGGAAGUGCGGAGAGCGUUGGCUGCUACCAUGUCGGGUGGGAGUUUCCUGAGAGCUGGCCAUUCGAAAAACGAUAGGGCGCUCUGUGGAAAGAUCACCAAGGUGGUGUAA
Messenger RNA from Closterium sp. Naga37s-1, 584 nucleotides. NCBI's taxonomy places the organism in Eukaryota, Viridiplantae, Streptophyta, Zygnematophyceae, Desmidiales, Closteriaceae. The record is from the annotation of a GenBank genome assembly.